UACAAAACUGUUGAGAUGAUCUUCAUUGCCCUGGUCACUGGUUCCCUCAGUUUUGUGACAGUGGUGGGCAACAUCCUGGUAAUGCUAUCCAUCAAGGUCAACAGACAUCUUCAAACAGUCAACAAUUACUUCCUGUUUAGCCUGGCAUGUGCAGAUCUCAUCAUUGGAGCCUUUUCCAUGAACCUGUACACAGUUUACAUCAUCAAAGGUUACUGGCCCCUGGGCCCCGUCAUCUGUGACCUCUGGCUGGCCUUGGACUAUGUCGUUAGCAACGCCUCUGUGAUGAACCUGCUGAUCAUAAGCUUUGACCGUUAUUUCUGUGUGACAAAACCACUGACCUACCCAACAAGAAGGACCACCAAGAUGGCGGGGCUGAUGAUUGCAGCUGCUUGGAUACUCUCCUUCAUACUGUGGGCUCCGGCCAUCUUGUUCUGGCAGUUCAUUGUGGGCGAACGCACGGUUCAGCCUGGAGAGUGUUACAUCCAGUUCCUCUCCAACCCUGUGGUCACAUUUGGCACUGCCAUUGCUGCUUUCUACUUGCCAGUGAUCAUCAUGACUGUGCUCUAUAUCCACAUCUCUCUAGCGAGUCGGAGCCGAGUGUCCAAACAGAAACCAGAGUCCAAAGUAGAAAAGAAGGGUCUCAAGACUGGUGGACUCCUGAAAAGUCACAUUCUUAAACAGAAUAACAACAAUCAGUUGCCUAAACCCAGCGUGGAUACCUGCAGCACUAGUGACACCUUGAAGAAUGGCAAGCUUGAUGAGUCUGUUGUUUCAACCAAGGCUGAAUCCAGCGUUCAGCCAGAGGAAAAGGAAAGCUCCAAUGACUCCAGCACUGCCAGUAUCGCCCCGAAGGACACCCAUGAGAGGGCCAACAGCGAGAUCACCUCUGAGCCUGCUGCUGCAGCUCCUACGCCUAUUCCCGCACUCAACCCAGCGUCCAAGUGGUCCAAAAUCAAGAUAGUCACCAAGCAGGCAGGGGACGAGUGCAUCACUGCCAUUGAGAUCGUCCCACCUAACAGCAGCUGUGAGGCUCGCUCCAUUCCUGUGAACAGGCCCAGAAUGGUGGCGAGGAAGUUUGCCAGCAUCGCCCGAAGUCAGGUGAAGAGGAAGAGGCAGAUGGCCGCACGGGAGAAGAAAGUAACUAAGACCAUCUUUGCCAUUCUGUUGGCGUUUAUCAUCACGUGGACACCAUACAAUGUCAUGGUCCUCAUCAGCACGUUCUGCCAGUCGUGCGUGCCUGACACGGUGUGGGCCAUUGGCUACUGGCUGUGCUACGUCAACAGCACCAUCAAUCCUGCAUGCUAUGCUUUGUGCAAUGCCACAUUCAAAAAAACUUUCAAGAAUCUUCUUAUGUGUCAGUAUAAAAAUAUUGGCACGAGAUAA
This is a messenger RNA of Sardina pilchardus (European sardine), 1383 nucleotides long. RefSeq names its product cholinergic receptor, muscarinic 4a (gene chrm4a). The record is from RefSeq and is a predicted model, not a curated record. Gene Ontology annotation, cellular component: dendrite; synapse; plasma membrane. Gene Ontology annotation, molecular function: G protein-coupled acetylcholine receptor activity; G protein-coupled serotonin receptor activity. The transcript has a single exon. NCBI's taxonomy places the organism in Eukaryota, Metazoa, Chordata, Actinopteri, Clupeiformes, Clupeidae. Bases 16 to 1383 code for a protein of 455 amino acids. Gene Ontology annotation, biological process: adenylate cyclase-inhibiting G protein-coupled acetylcholine receptor signaling pathway; G protein-coupled receptor signaling pathway, coupled to cyclic nucleotide second messenger; regulation of locomotion.